GCCUGAAAACGAAGCGAAACCGAACCGCUCCGACUUAGAAGUUACUAGAGCUAACCGGCAAGUUCCCGUAAUAUAGACCUUCCGCACAGGCAGAGGAAAUCCGCGUGGGUCUGAAUGCUCAGGAGAUAAUCAGUACACAGAGUAAUGCCAGUAUUUACAACGUACACAAAGGGUAGGGAUAGUUUUAGCAGACGAUUUGUGUUGUGAAGAAGACAAGGACUUCCUCGUUGUGUUGUUGUUUCUAACGUUACCUCUCAAACCGAGCAGCCGAUAACAGCUAAAAAAAAAAAAAAGCAAUGCCUCAGAAAAAGAGAUCACGGUCCUGGAUGGAGCUGAAACAAAGUGGAAAUGAGUGCUUCAUGAAGGGCCAGUAUGGAGAGGCCACCAGUGUUUACAGCCAGGCCAUCACCAUGCUGGAGAAGUCCAAUAAAAAGAACCCAGAGGACCUGGCCAUUUUGUACUCAAACCGUGCAGCCAGCUACCUGAAGGACGGCAACUGUGGGGAGUGUGUGAAAGAUUGCAAUAAGGCUCUGGAGUUACAUCCGUUCAACGUGAAGUCUCUGCUUCGUCGUGGUGCUGCCUUUGAAGCUCUGGAGCGAUACAGGCAGGCUUAUGUCGACUACAAGACCGCUCUGCAGAUCGACUGCAACAUAGCAGCUGCUCAAGACGGCACCAACAGGAUGACAAAGGCACUAACAGAGGCAGACGGUCCCUCCUGGAGAGAAAAGCUUCCUCCUAUCCCCACAGUUCCUCUGUCUGUCAGAGAGAAACUGACCCAGCAAACUACAACCAACACAGCAAAACAAAACCCUGCACCACAGCAGAACGGCACCAGGGAAACAAAAAAGCCUGCUCCCAGUGAUAAAGACAUAAAGAAAGGCCAGGCUUUGAAAGAAGAAGGCAACGCUCUGGUGAAGAAAGGAGAGCAUAAGAAGGCCAUAGAGAAGUACAGCCAGAGCCUCAAACACAACCCCACCGAGGCCACAACCUAUACCAACCGGGCGCUGUGCUACCUGUCAGUGAAGCAGUACCGAGAUGCUGUCAGAGACUGCAGUGAGGCUUUGGUGAUUGACAGCAGCAAUGUGAAGGCUCUCUACAGGAGGGCUCAGGCUCACAAAGAGCUCAAGGACGUUAAAGCCUGUGUGAACGACCUGAACAGCCUGCUCCAAGUGGAACCAAAGAACACAGCUGCCCUGAAGCUGCUGCAGGAGGUGCAGAAGUAAAGACACGUGGGACUCUGGAGACAGCGGUAAGGAUCGGUCACUGGCCCGUGUACAGGAGCGAGAGCCGGGCCACAGAAAGCAGCUGAGCAGUGACGAGAUUCAGACGCUUCAAGUCAAAGGCUGAGCCUGUGUUUCCCAGAAGCUCGACACUGAGCUUGUGUUUGAUUCGUUUACUCCACUGGAACAAACGUGAGCUUGGUCUCGAGAUGCUUCUGGAAAACACUGCUCUGGCUGGUGGGUGGAGCUGAGGGUGUGUCGGGACGAAGACGCGCCACCAGUUUCAGCCUUAGAAUGUUUGUAAUUUAGCAGUUUUACUUUCACUGUCACUGAGUAUUUAUGAUUAUUUUUAAGAUUGAAUUUAUUGAUAUAAUUGUAAGAGUAAACCUUUAUCAUCAUCGUCAUCAUUCAGAAACUGAGUUCAUCAGGUAAUCAAGCAGCAUGUGCAGCUCCUGCCCGUUGCCACAGCUUCAGUUUGAACAUGAGCUUUUUCUGAGCUUUCAACCAGUUUUCUGACUUCAUCACUAGAUGGAACAUUCACAUUGAACACAAGACUAUCUGUGAACAGGUGGCCAUAUAUGACCACCUGUUACCACAAGUGACAAUUCACACUUAAGCCACAUGAGCCACUCCUGUCGUUGAUCAUCACUUUGUCCUAGAUCCACAGUACGUAUCUACUCUGUACAGAACAUACAAAUUAAUUCUCAGUGUACUGUUUAGUGGUUGACAGUGUGAUUAUAUUAACAGGAAGCGACACUUCUGACAUCACUCAAACUGCAACUUUGCACGUCAUUACCCAUUUAAGAUUUCAUUAUUCAGUAUAGACAGAUUACACUUCGUCUUGCCACUUGACCAGUGUGACUAUACUACAAACUAAAACCUGCUUAGAGUCGGUAUGUUUUUAUGGAUCUGGGACACAGCGCAUGAGAUGCUGUUGAAUGCUCCACAAAGCUAGAACAGAUGUGUCCACUUGACAUGAUCUCUGACACUCAGAUCUGUUGGUGUUUGGACACAAACUGCAAGUGGCUGAGCUCUAGCUUAAACCAUGGAUCAGCUCCCUGCCCAUAGUUCAGACAGACCGAGGCUGGGUUCCAGGGAGGAGGGAGCAAUACGGCUAAAAUAAUUCAGCAUGGCAUAUACAAUUUUAUGGUUAUUUUGAGAUCAGUAUAUACUGUGUUGGAGACAUCUCUGGAGAAUCUGUAGAUAUUGUCUCAGGGGAUAUUUACCACAGUGCAGUAAAAUCUGACAGUAUACACUGCUCACCCGCUUUAUUAGGUACACCUGUAGCACUUCAAUGCAACACCUCCACCUUAACAUCUGUGUUUAUGA
Monopterus albus (swamp eel) is the source of this 2549-nucleotide messenger RNA. It is a transcript of the gene tomm34, whose product is annotated as translocase of outer mitochondrial membrane 34. The transcript is spliced from 8 exons. Gene Ontology annotation, cellular component: cytosol; mitochondrion. Gene Ontology annotation, molecular function: heat shock protein binding. The coding region runs from base 297 to 1223 and encodes 308 amino acids. NCBI's taxonomy places the organism in Eukaryota, Metazoa, Chordata, Actinopteri, Synbranchiformes, Synbranchidae. The record is from RefSeq and is a predicted model, not a curated record.